Nicotiana attenuata is the source of this 1243-nucleotide messenger RNA. RefSeq lists its product as uncharacterized. Bases 379 to 1062 code for a protein of 227 amino acids. NCBI's taxonomy places the organism in Eukaryota, Viridiplantae, Streptophyta, Magnoliopsida, Solanales, Solanaceae. The transcript has 3 exons. The record is from RefSeq and is a predicted model, not a curated record. Gene Ontology annotation, biological process: proteolysis. Gene Ontology annotation, molecular function: cysteine-type peptidase activity.
AGCAUCCUUUCACGAUCGAAAUUGAUGAUUUUGAUCCCUUGUCGCCAUUGGCCAAAGAGUUUUGUGCGCUUGUUGAUAAUGGGAUGGAUACGAGGCGAAAGUAUCUUAACUUUCUUUAAGCUUUCAUGUUUUGAUUUUAUACUUGUCAAUGAAGGUAGUUCUGAUUACUUUUUAUUUUUUGUGAUUUGAAGUGCCAAAAAUAUUUAUACCGAUGAAGUAAAUAAGCUUGCGGAAGCUUUUACUUUUGGCUCGUGUCAUGUGACCACAAAGGACUGGUUCCACUCACUUGCGUAUUGUGGUCGACCUUUGAUUGACACGCACUUGGAUGUCCUCUUUUAUUAUUUGAGGAAGAGGGGAAAAUAUGGGCCGAAUGUUGCCAUGCGGUUUACUACAACCGACUUUGCCUUUGGUAACAAAAUCAACUCCCUGUAUAAAGAUUUCAAAGUGAAUCAAGAUCCUUCAGUGAUUCCUGAAGGGCAUGAGAUAGAAGAGUACAUUAGAGGAUAUUAUUGUGAUGCAAAUGUACCGUGGCACACUGUUGACCACGUCUUAUUCCCUAUCUAUGUGAAGUGCGGAAGAGCAAAAUUGGGCCAUUGGGUUUUGGGGUUGUUUACAUUCAUAGAUAGGUGCAUCCACAUCUAUGACUCUAACCGUGGAGCUAUUAAUGAUAGACUUGCUUUGGAUCCUGCAUUACCUUAUGCAAAUUUGAUACCUUACUUCUUGAAGAGUUCUGAUUUUUAUGUCGAGAAGAAGGGCAUUGAUUGGAACAAUGGUGCAUAUACCGAUAAAUCCCAUUCUGAUGCUUUGCAGAUUAAUCUGGUUAAUAAUGUGCCACAACAGAUCAAAUGUGAUUGUGGUGCUUUUGUUGUUGGCUUUGCUGAGUAUUUCAUCCUUGGUAAGGAAAUUCGAAAAGAUAAUUUUGACAUUGAGACACUUCGCACCAUGUGGGGAUCUCUGUUGUGGGAUUAUGGAAGGAAAAAACAACAGUCCGGUGCAAUUAGUGGUGAUGAAAUCACAGGGAGACUUUUCAGGAAGAGGAAGAGGGGACGACCGAGAAAGUAGUUCUGUUUUUUCCAUUUUAAUAUAGUUUUGCUAUGUAUCAGGAGUUGUUGCCUAGUUUUGUCUAAGUACUAUUCUGCUACUUGUGAGAUAACCUUAACGGAUAUUAUAGAUAUUUUUAUUUUUGUGUAAUUUGUGGUAGUCAUUACACAUUGUAGCUGUGAAUGAAUUACAUUUUAAUGAA